Molecule: messenger RNA, 648 nt
Organism: Phaeodactylum tricornutum CCAP 1055/1
Lineage: Eukaryota; Bacillariophyta; Bacillariophyceae; Surirellales; Neidiaceae
Product: UDP-glucose:glycoprotein glucosyltransferase
Exons: 1
Coding region: 130-630 (166 amino acids)
Cellular component (GO): endoplasmic reticulum
Molecular function (GO): UDP-glucose:glycoprotein glucosyltransferase activity
Source: RefSeq, a predicted model, not a curated record
GAAAAGCAGCGCAUUAUUUGGGGUUACAAAAUUCUCUUUUUGGAUGUGCUGUUCCCAUUAAAUGUCAAGAAAAUUAUUUAUGUUGAUGCCGACCAAGUGGUUCGUGGGGAUCUGAAGGAGCUGUGGGAUAUGGAUUUGCAGGGUGCUCCGUAUGGUUACACACCCUUUUGUACCUCGCGAGAGAGUACGCUCGGAUACCAAUUUUGGCGAGAUGGAUUUUGGAAGUCCCACCUUCAAGGCAAACCCUACCACAUAUCGGCACUUUAUGUCGUUGAUUUGGAGAACUUUCGUCGUACGUUAGUCGGGGACCAGCUGCGAUCCAUUUAUCAACAGCUCUCCGGAAAUCCGGAUAGUCUGGCGAAUCUCGAUCAAGAUCUCCCAAACUACGCUCAGCACCAAGUGCCCAUCUUUAGUUUACCGCAAGAGUGGCUCUGGUGCGAGUCUUGGUGUUCAGAUGAGACAAAGGGUACAGCAAAGACAAUCGAUUUGUGCAACAACCCAGAACAUAAAGAACCAAAAGUUUCGAUGGCGAAGCGGAUCGUUAGCGGGCCACUUUUCAACGAAAGCUGGGUUGAACUUGACGCCGAAGUAGAAAUGUACGAGCAAGCCUACUUCAAGGGGCAGCUGUAGACUUCACUUUACAAAGCU